GUUGUGUUGUUGCUGCUGUUUGUCUGGCCAGGUUUAACUUGUUUGCUUUGCUAAUGGAAUAAGGGCAGAGUGGGUAAACGGUUCUGACAUGUUUAAUGUAUUAAGCAUCCAUCUAGUAGAGCCAGCGGCGGCCCCAGUGUUCCAGGGUCGUCUAAUAAAUGCAUCACGGCAGCCAUUGACGUUGAUAUCCUGUAUCCCGAAAUCGUUGCCAACCCGUUCGAUCGAUCUUGGGUGUGCAAACUUUGAGGCAAGCAAGGUAAGCAGUAGUAGGGUGGAGGGGAAAUGAAAAAAAAAAACAGUCAAGAUAUAACCGUUCCUUCCCGUAGCUGACGUACGAUUGCAUCAACGCUGGUUAGGGCCCACGACCCGCGAUGACACGCUGACGUUGAUGGUUGUAUUAAAUUUUCCACCACCGGCCAAAUCAAUCCCGGCGACAACUCUUCUAGGGCUCGCCGGAUACAUACCGGUCGGGAGAUGGUUGAGUUAAUGAGCAUACAAAACCACACACACACACACACACACCAUACAACGCACAGUGCAAUUGAGCGCGAGUACAUGCGCGAAUGGCCCUUGGGAUGAUCGGGGAGGUGGGCAGAAAUCGGGGGUACGACCUCCUCUUCUCUAGCGUUUCUGGUAGUGCAAAACGAAGACGCACAACACCACAACAACAAUUCCCGUACACUUCCGCUAAAUUGAAUAAUGCGACCAAUCCAUUUCGGCAUCCUUCCUCAAGUGGUCGCCGUGGCGUCUUGAUUGGAUAAUGGAAUUCUUACUUUCGCGCGCGCACACUCGCUUGCGCUCUGCUCCUCCCCGUAAGCACGUUAAUAGGCGGAACGCGCGGAACUUUCUGCGGGCGCGCGAGCGCCUGGUACACGCGGCCAUCAGCCUGUGCGUGACCGGUCGCAACUUUUAGUCGUUCGGUUGAUCUUAAGACGAAAGGACGCCCAAAGGAAAACCCCCCUCUGUGUGUGUGUGUGUCAGUUUUAUGGUGAUUUUUGUUUGUUUGUUUGUUUUUGUCCUGAUCCAGAAGGGAACCACUUCGAUUGGUGGCAGCCUCGAGAGUUCCGUUACGACCUCGGGUUGUAGUUUGGUCUGAGCAGGCGGCGACGCCCGUUGACGGAGGAGUGCAAAAGCGAAGUGAAAAGCGAAAGCCAAGUCUACACCCACCCCGCCCCAAAGAUGGGACGGCACCCUCUGUCCCUGGUGAUGGUGGUCCUAGCGAUCAUGCUGCUGCCGUACGGCUACACCUGGAAGGAGUACCGGAUACGGCGCAGCAUCGAUCUGUCCGCCGCGAAUCCACUGAUCUCCGACACGAAGCUGCCGACCGAUCUGGUCCCGUCCGGAUACAGCCUCCAUCUGCACCCGGUGCUGGACCGGUCGAUCUUCUCCGGGCGCGUCAACAUUACGCUGCUGUGCGCGAAGGCCACCAAUCAGAUCAACCUGCACGCCCACCACGACCUGACCGUGGACGAGCUCGAGCUGGAGGUGGUGCGGAUCGGAGAAGCCGAGGGCGGCACCAAGGUGCCGAUAAGGCGCGUCGACCGCGUGCCGAAGAAGCCGCUGCUCGUGAUCUACUUUCACGAUGCGCUGACCGCCGGGGCGGCGUACGAGGUGCGGCUCCGCUUUGUCGGCAACAUCUGGGAGAACGUGGAGGGCAUCUUCGAGGGCAAGUACAAGCAGCAGCAAUCGACGGGUCCAUCGGAGCCAGCGGGCACGGAAUCGGAAGGUGUGACCGAGCCCGAGGAACAUUCGUUCAUCGGCACGUACUUCCGGCCGCACCAUGCACGGCGUGUGUUUCCCUGCUUCGAUGAACCGUCGUACAAGGUGCCGUUCAAUGUGAGCAUUGUGCGCCCCCGCACCCAUCACGUCCUGUUUAAUACCGCGCUGGAGCGAACGGUCGAGACUGGCGAUGGCAAGCACGUGAUCGAUGUGUUCAAGCAGACCCCGCCGAUGUCUACCUUUACGUUCGGGUUUCUGGUGUCGGACCUGCAGCAGGUGACGCCGUCCCUGUCGGACGAGAAGGAGGACGAACGGUUGAAGCCGACGAUUCGUGUCUGGGCACGCCGUGACUUCCAGAAGAAUGUGGCCGACGUGCAGCAGCGGGUAAAGCUGGCGCUGCGCAAGCUGCAGGAGUACUGGGGUGUGCCGUUGCCGCUGGAAAAGCUGGACGUGGUGGCACUGCCCGGGUUCUCGUACGUCAAACCGGCGGACAACUGGGGCUUGAUCGUGUUCAAGGAAAGUGAGCUGAUGAGAGGAUACUACAACCUGGCCCAGGAGCUCGUCUACCAGUGGCUCGGCUCGUGGAUUACUCCGCACUGGUGGAGCGAUGCGCACGUGAACAAGGCGAUCGCCGGCUUCCUGUCCGCCGACACCGCCAUCAAAAUCGAUGGCGGCGACGAGUUCGAGGGCAAGUACCCGAUGACCAUCCUGUACUCGAUCUACUACGAGUUCAGCAAGCGCUACCCGCACUCGCGCAUCACCGCGAUGAAGCAGGAGACGACGUGCAGCAAAACCGAGCUGGUGCUGCGCAUGCUCAACUACACGCUCGGCGAGGCGACGUUCCGGCGCGGCCUGCAGCGCUUCAUCCAGCACCGCGAGUACAAAACGUUCUACGGCGAGGACGUGUGGGAGGCGCUCACCAAGCAGGCCCACCUCGACCAGCGGCUGUGCGAAUCGGUCACCGUGAACGACGUGGUCAACUCGUGGAUCACCAAGGACCGCAUCCCGAUGGUGCGCGUGGUGCGAUCGUACGCGAACCGUACCGCCACCGUGACGCAGCGGCUGUACCUGCGCGAGCGGCCGCAUGACGUGCCGGAACAGGACAAGAUGCUCUGGUGGAUACCGCUGGUGGUGGUGCGGCAGGAUCGGCUCAACUUCGGCAACGUCAGCACGAUCCGGUGGAUGAAGCAGGUGCGCGAGGUAACGCUGGACGAGCUGCCCGGACCGGACGAGUUCAUCAUCGUCAACCCGGAGGAGAUUGGCCCGUUCCCGGUGAACUACGACGAGCGGAACUGGAAUCUGCUCGCGACCUUCCUGCAGAAGGAGGAAAGCCGCACCAUGAUUCCGGUGUACACACGAGCGAAGCUGCUGCACGACGCCUGGAACCUGGCGUACGCGGGCGAUCUUAGCUUCGGCACGGCCUUCAACAUGACGCUCUUCAUGAAGUACGAGCGCAACCAUCUGGUGUGGAAUCCCGUCUUCACGCUGAUCGACCAUAUCGGCCGGCACAUCGACAUGUCGGCGGUGCACAAAAAGUUCGAGAUGUACGUCCGCACGCUGCUGACGCCACUGUACGAGGAGCUGGUCGGCAACCAGCAGGAGAGCGAGGAGAUGUGGAAGGCGAACCUUCGCUCGCUGGCGAAGAACUUCCUGUGCCGCGCCGGGUACAAGCCGUGCAUCGAGGAGGCGCAGCGCGCGUUCAAGAAGUGGAUGGACAGCCCGGACCCGGACGCGGGCAAUCCCGUGGCGAAUCAGUUCAUCUGCCCGGUGUUCAAGUGGGGCACGCGCGAGGAGUGGGAGUUUGGGCUGCAGCGCGUCAUCAACUUCCCGGAGUCGCGCGUCAAGAGCGAGCGCACGUACCUGCUGAAGACGCUGGCCGGCUGCCCGAGCCAACCGUUCAAGAUCGACCGGCUGCUGAACAUCAUGGUACUGGAGGACAACGGCAACUUUACCGACAACGAUAUUAGCCUGAUCUUCAAGAUGCUGUCCGGCGGGUCGAGCGGCUACUCUACGCUCUUCAACUUCCUGAAGAACAACUGGGAUGCAAUCAAGCUGCGCUUCAAGGACCGCGAGUCGCUGUGGGACAACAUGAUCAACUCGGCGACCGGCCUGUUCACCACGCAGGAAGGGUACGACAUGGUGUCGCAGCUGUACGUGCAGCACCAGGGCGAGUUCGGCACCGCGGAGCACAUCAUCGAGAAGUCGCUGAAGAACAUCAAGGAGGAGACGAAGUGGAGCGACGAGAAUCUGCCGGUCAUCGAGCAGUGGCUCGACCACUUCCUCGCCAGCAACGGCGUGGCGGACCAGAAGUUUCUCGGCUAGCCACCGCGUACGGUGUAGGAAUGAAGCGGUUGGAUGUUGGACAGGCCGAGAGCAGAUAGUACCAGGUCUGCGGGCAAUAGAUGCACACGCAUCUCACAGGGAAAGGAGCCACGAGAGAGAGAGAGAGAUAUAUAGAGAGAGGAUUGCCAAACGGUAGCUAUUUGUUUUUUGCGUCUACUUCUUCCGUUUUUUUUGUUGUUGUAUCCUGCUCUAGAGAGAUAGCGUAGCGCCUAUAGUUAAGUGUCUGCUGUCCGUGUCAAGCCGGUAGAUAGGUUAGGACGCGGUUAAAGGGGUGGAAUUCUAGUCCUACCCCACCCUAACACACAGCAGAGGAGACGGCUGGUCAAAGGAAAAAAUACAAAUAAAAAGACCGUCUUACCAA
Anopheles coluzzii is the source of this 4423-nucleotide messenger RNA. RefSeq names its product aminopeptidase N. The record is from RefSeq and is a predicted model, not a curated record. Gene Ontology annotation, molecular function: peptide binding; metalloaminopeptidase activity; zinc ion binding. The coding region runs from base 1180 to 4041 and encodes 953 amino acids. Gene Ontology annotation, biological process: peptide catabolic process; proteolysis. The transcript is spliced from 7 exons. NCBI's taxonomy places the organism in Eukaryota, Metazoa, Arthropoda, Insecta, Diptera, Culicidae. Gene Ontology annotation, cellular component: cytoplasm.